AUGGCUGUCGACGACCUAAUCACCACACUUUCAGACGCAGAUGUGUCGGACGAGGAGUUCGAAGAGGAGGAGGCCACAGCCAAAGUGGCUGCUCCACAAGGGAAGAAACGAAAGCGUGAAGGGAAGGACCAAAGCGCAGUGAAAAAGCAGCGCGAGGAUAAAGACGAGGAUCUAGAUUCAGAGUUCGAGUUUGAAAGGGAGGGCGGUGCUGCUGCGCUGGAAGACUUGGACAAUUGGGCGUUGAAUGGUGGAGCGUUGGAAUCCCAACCAGGGAGCAUCGAAGCUAUUGUUGCGCGGAGGAAGUCUAAACAGCAAAAAGAGGUCGUGUCGGAGAGCGAAUCAGAAUCUGAGGAUGACGGAGAAGAUGAGGGCAUGGCUGCAGACUAUGGUGAAGACGAUGGCAGCGAGGAGGAAUUCGUCACGGCAAUUGAUAUCCAGGCCAAGGAUGGGGCGGACCAUGAUGGCGACGAUGACGACGAAGUUAAGGUCCAGGUACCUCAUCCGGACGAUAUGGUUGCAGAUGAUGACAGGUCAGAGGAUAGCGAGGACAAGGUAGAGGCCGAGAAGCGCAAUGCGUUCUUCGUCGCCGACUCGAAAAGCUCUGCCCCAGCGGCAACCGCUUUCCACGCCAUGAACCUUUCCCGUCCGAUCCUCAAAGGUCUUGCGGCCGUGGGAUUUAAUACACCUACCCCGAUUCAAGCAAAGACCAUUCCUGUGGCUUUGGAGGGGAAAGACUUGGUAGGAGGAGCUGUCACCGGAUCUGGUAAAACAGCGGCUUUCCUCAUCCCCAUGCUGGAGCGCCUCUUAUUCCGCCCAAAACGCACUCCCACCACUCGAGUGGUGAUUCUUAUGCCAACGCGCGAGUUGGCACUCCAAUGUUUUKCAGUGGCUACGAAGCUUGCCAAAUUCACCGACAUUACAUUCGGCCAGGCCAUUGGAGGACUCAACUCCCGUGAACAGGAGAAGCAGCUGAAACUUCGUCCCGACAUUGUCAUUGCGACUCCAGGUCGUUUCAUCGAUCUUGAGCGCAACUCUGCGUCUUUCACAGUUUCCACCGUUGAGAUCUUARUCCUCGACGAAGCAGAUCGUAUGCUUGAGGAGGGKUUCGCGGACGAAUUGAACGAGAUCCUCAACAAGAUUCCUAAAUCUCGACAAACCAUGCUUUUCUCCGCUACCAUGACCUCGAAGGUCGACGAUCUCAUUCGUGUUGGUCUACAACGUCCCGUUCGUCUCAUGGUCGAUGCACAAAAGCAGACCGUAUCCGGACUGGUUYAGGAGUUUGUUCGUCUACGACCGGGUCGAGAAGCAAAGCGUCUCGCGUACCUCAUGUACCUUUGCAAAUCGGUCUACACGGAUCGCGUCAUCAUCUUCUUCCGACAGAAGAAGGAGGCCCAUCGCGUACGCGUCAUCUUUGCGCUAUGUGGACUCAAUGCAGCUGAAAUGCACGGAUCCAUGUCUCAAGAGCAACGUAUCAGCGCCGUUGAGGCGUUCCGGACUGGCAAGGCUUCUUACCUACUCGCAACGGAUCUCGCUUCUCGUGGUCUAGAUAUCAAGGGAAUCGAGACAGUCAUCAACUACGAGGCACCACAGAGUCACGAAAUCUACCUUCAUCGUGUCGGUCGUACGGCUCGUGCUGGACGAACUGGACGGUCGUGUACUCUUGCAGCCGAGCCAGAUCGUAAGGUCGUCAAAGCAGCUGUCAAGUCUGGUAAAGCUCAGGGUGCUCAGAUUCGCCAAAGAACGGUUGAUCCUUCAGACGUGGAUGAGUGGCACAAAAAAGUCGAGAGCUUGGCAGAAGAUGUAGAGGAUGUACUUCGCGAGGAAAAGGAGGAGAAGGUCCUGCAGCAAGUGGAUAGGGAUCUCACAAAGGCCGACAACAUCGUCAAGUAUGCUGAUGAGAUCAAGGCAAGGCCGAGAAAGACAUGGUUUGAGAGCGAAAAGGAUAAGGAGGCGAGCCGGGAUAAGGGGAGAGCGGUGUUGAACGGUCCGGCUGCGCAGGAGAAGCCAAAGCCAAAGAAGGGCAAGUUGAGUAACAAGGAGAAGAAGAAGUUGGAGGAUAGAGACGAUCGCCAAGCAGGUAUGGAGUGGAAGAAGAGCAAAAGUGCGACGAAAAAGGGCAUGGAGAAGGCCGGUGGGAAACCCAAGCCAAAGGGCAAGCCGAGAAAGUAG
Messenger RNA from Ramularia collo-cygni, 2169 nucleotides. RefSeq names its product related to ATP-dependent RNA helicase drs1. Gene Ontology annotation, molecular function: RNA helicase activity; nucleic acid binding; ATP binding. The transcript has a single exon. Lineage: Eukaryota; Fungi; Ascomycota; Dothideomycetes; Mycosphaerellales; Mycosphaerellaceae. The record is from RefSeq and is a predicted model, not a curated record. Bases 1 to 2169 code for a protein of 722 amino acids.